Meloidogyne enterolobii is the source of this 273-nucleotide messenger RNA. Lineage: Eukaryota; Metazoa; Nematoda; Chromadorea; Rhabditida; Meloidogynidae. The record is from the annotation of a GenBank genome assembly.
AUGUUUUUUCCAAAGUUUAUUUUCUUCAAAUUUUUAAUUUUUAUUGGCAUAACAAAUGUUAAUUCUCUCUUUGUAAAAUUUAAAUUUAAUUUGAAAUUUAAAUGUGGAGAUGAACUUGCCAAUGGACGUCUAAUGGUUAAUUACCGUAAAUCAAUGUAUAGCGGAGUGAGUACUUAUAUUUUUAAAAUUGUAAUUAUAGGAGGAAUUGUAAAUUAUAGGAGGCUGGGGUUAUCUCUUGGAUCCAGGCCCAGCCACACAUUUUUAGUGGUAUAA